CUUUCGAGAUCCAAGGUAUGGGGUUUCUUUGUAACCACCUUCGAAUAUCGUUGUUCCUUUGUGCUUUAUGGCAAACCGCAUAUCGCCAUCGUGCAUACCGGAAAUGGUGUACAUUGACAAUAAGACAAGAAGGUACUUGAAGCAGAUCUGUGACAAAUCUUCCCGUUUUCUCUCUUACACAAUCGCCCGCUUUUUAUCGAUACUGCUGUACAGCACCUUCUCUAUACUGACCUAAAACAAGUUACUGGUGCAUCUUACUCUCUCUCUCUCACAUUUGCUUCUUCUUUCCACAGAGCAUCGGAUCGAGCACCAAAAGGGGUCAUCAAGUGUACACAACAAUCGCUUCGAUCGCACAAUAUCCAUAGCCCUUCCAAACCUUCGACGACAACAGGAGCCGAAACACCGUUCUCAGAGGUCUCGAGUACAUCAAGCCAAGAUAUGGAUAGCUUAGCAAAAGAAACAAUGGGCCUCCCCAUCUUCAUCUGUCCCACGAACAACCAAAUAAUAUCAUCCGGCCCUCCUACCCAACAGCAACACAAACCCAAGUCGUCCCUACACCCUUCUUCUCCUGAAACCUCGACAGCAAACUCUACAGCCUACGACAGUAACAACAAUAUACCAGCAUCCCCAACAUCUUCACAAAUUUCACCCACGACUGCCUCUUUCUUCGCCACGGCUUCCGCAACCCGCUCUCCACCCUCCCCUCCCUUCUCCCCUCUAUCCACAAAACGGCCCCGUCUCGAGCGAACCACGACCUCAGAAACUGGAACCGAGAUCAGGGAGGCCAGACGAAACACCUACACCCCUCCCACAUUUUCCCCACGCCGUGAAAGUCUGUUGAGCACGAAGAGGUUAUCGCAAGUUUUUGAUUAUGCGAGUGGGGUUGUGGAGGGGGCUUUGAAGACGGUGGGGGAGAGUGUUUUCGGAGAGGAGAGGGGUGUGAGGGAAGAGGUUUGGAGGGAUGAUUUGGAGAAUGGGGAUAUGAAUAGAAAGGAAGAGGAACAGGGGGGAAGUAGGUAUAGGAGGUUUGGGGAGGAAGGGGGGUUCGAUGGGUGGUUGGAUUAGAAAGAUUGAAAUGGGAGAUUGUGAGGUGGAUAGAGGGAUGAUGAAGGCAUCGGAGAUGUGAUUGUUACGAGUUUCCAAUUGAUCAGUUCAACCUUCCUCUCAGAUCUCUCCUAAGGCCACUAAUAAACAAAGAAGUCAGGUCUAAUGCAACGGAGGC
This is a messenger RNA of Aureobasidium pullulans EXF-150, 1222 nucleotides long. RefSeq lists its product as uncharacterized. The coding region runs from base 439 to 1065 and encodes 208 amino acids. NCBI's taxonomy places the organism in Eukaryota, Fungi, Ascomycota, Dothideomycetes, Dothideales, Saccotheciaceae. The record is from RefSeq and is a predicted model, not a curated record. The transcript has a single exon.